Molecule: messenger RNA, 2576 nt
Organism: Engraulis encrasicolus (European anchovy)
Lineage: Eukaryota; Metazoa; Chordata; Actinopteri; Clupeiformes; Engraulidae
Gene: gpkow
Product: G patch domain and KOW motifs
Exons: 11
Coding region: 13-1686 (557 amino acids)
Biological process (GO): mRNA splicing, via spliceosome
Cellular component (GO): spliceosomal complex
Molecular function (GO): nucleic acid binding
Source: RefSeq, a predicted model, not a curated record
ACACAGGCAAACAUGGCGUCUCCCCGUCCAGAGCAGGGACCCGAUAGCAGUGUGGAUACUGAUGUGAGACAAAAUGACGAAGAGAAAAAGGCUGGACCUAUCUCUUUUGGUUUUAGUAAAACUAUAAGUAAAGCGAAAGCUAACAAGGAGGAUGAUCGGGAUUUUUUGAUUGAAGUAGAGGGGAAAGAGCUCAAAAGCACUAAGCCCGUGGAGAAACCGACAGAACUGAUCAUCCCAUUGAUACGCAAUAACCGCUGGUACAAAGACGAAGAUGGCAAGGCAAAUGGAAAGGAUGACUCUGCGAAGGACACCAAACCAAAUGAAAAAGAAGAGUCUGCCAAACCAAGUGAAAAGGAGUCUGCGAAUGACACCGCAGUUCCAGAGGAUAACUCCGUUGAAUCUCUAGCCGUUAAAGAACUAAUUGAAGAGUCCCGUAGGCAGCUUGAAGGGUUUCAGAAUGGACCCCAAACAGACCCCAACAUGGCCAUCCCCCUGCUCAUGCAGAACCAGGCCCCGGAGGGCUUCGAGGACGGGGACCAAAUCAACGUGGACCUGCGGCCUGAGUCGUCGACGGAGGCGGACUACGACCGGAUCCCAGUGGAGGCGUACGGCAUGGCCAUGCUGCGGGGGAUGGGCUGGAAGGCUGGAGAGGGCAUCGGACGCACAUUCAAACAAGAUGUGAAGCCCAUCGAGCACCAGCUGCGGCCCAAAGGUUUGGGUCUCGGCGCCGACCGUUCCCAAAUCCAGGACCUGGAGCCCGGCAAGCCCAAGCGGCCGCCCAAGCCCGGCGAGGAGCGCAAGGAGGACGAGCAGCUGGUCCUGGGCCCGGGGGCCUGCGUGCUGGUGCUGAGCGGAGCACACAAAGAACUCUACGCCAAGGUUGAGGGGGUGGAUCCAGACAACGCUCGUGCCGUGGUGAAGCUGGCCAUCGGGGGGAACACGGCCACCAUCAGUCAGCACUCGCUACGCCUCGUCACGCGCAAGGACUACGAGAGAAACAGCAAAGACCUCAGUCGCCUCAGCAAAGCCCACAAGGAGAAGGAGAAAGAGAAGGAGAAGGAGAAGGAGAGGGAGAAGGCUCGAGAGCAGGAGCGUCUGAAGGAGAAGGAGUCUGUACGAAACGGCAAAGACGACCGGGCGAAGGACAGAGACCGCGAACGGGACCGAGACCGAGACAGACAUCGAGACAAGGACAAGGACAAGGACAAGGGCAGAGACCGGGACCGAGAGCACAGAGACGACCGCAAGAGGAAGCACCAGGACUCAGAUCGGGAUAGAGACAAGGCCCCACCCCCCAAGGAGUCUCGUGCGGCCCCGCCCACCCCCUCGUGGCUGCAGAGGGACCUCAGGGUGCGCUUCAUUGACAAGACCUUUAAAGGGGGCCGCUACUACAACUCAAAGAUGAGAGUGGAGGACGUGUUGACCCCAUACACAUGUGUGUGUCGAACAGAAGAUGGACGCAUUUUGGACGAUGUGAAGCAGGGGAUGCUGGAGACGAUGGUUCCUAAGAGUGACACAGAACACAUCAUGGUGGUGGUGGGCCAGCAUAGAGGACAGGUGGGCCGUAUUCUGCAGCGCGAUAAGGAGAAGUGCGUUGCCAUGGUGCAGCUGGAGCGCUACGAGGAGCAGGUGUUCACGCUGGACUACGACUCCAUCUGCCACUAUGUGGGCGGAGUCGACCACUGACGUGCCCCGACGCCCGCCCACCCGGAUCCCUACGCUCCCCUCUCCACUGCCCACCUGCCCGGAUCCCUACGCUCCCCUCUCCACUGCCCACCUGCCCGGAUCCCUAUGGCUCCCCUCUCUCUACCUUUUAGCUUCUCUCCUCCCCUCUUCCCUGUCUACCUUCCGCUACUCUUCUUUCUCACCUUUCCUCUCCUCUCUGCUCCCCUCUUUGUUUUCUCUCACCCCCUUCUCUCUCUCUGCCUCUACCCUCUCUCUCUCUGCCAUUCCAAACCCAUCCUUCCACCUCCUCAUUCAUUCCCACUGUGCUCACCUACUCCCUACUCUCUUUCCUCUCUAUUCCUCUCCCCUGUCCUCCUCCUCCACAUUCAUUCCCACUGUGCUCACUUACUCCCUACUCUCUAUUUCUCUCCCCUGUCCUCGUCCUCCUCCUCCACCUCCUCAUUCAUUCCCACUGUGCUCACCUACCCCCCUACUCUCUCUCCUCUCUUCCUCUAUCCUGUCCUCCUCUUCCUCUAUCCUGUCCUCCUCCUCCUCAUUCUACUCCCACUGUGCUCACCUACUCUUCUCUCUCUAUUUCUCUCCCUUCCUCUCCCCUGUCCUCUUCCUCCUCCUCCUCACUCUACUCCCACUAACUCGCCGGCUGCCAAUCUGGAGUGUGCCCAAAGAGGGAGAGGGGGCAUCUCCAUCACCACCCAAACCACCUGUCACAACGCCCCCAUACUAACACCCACCCAUACCCACCCCUUACCCCUCCCACAACCCCCCCCACAAACAUCCCCUCCCCCUCCACGCCCAGCACACGCCUCCUCCCUUGUAUUUUUAUACCGUCUGUAAGAUGAUGUUUAUUGAUGUUACCUGAGAUUUUUGUAAUAAAAAAUAUCACGUCAGCC